GGCGGCGGCAUGCGGCUGCCCGCACUGCCGGUGGCGGGCUGACUCGGCCGCAGCGCGGGCCGAGGGCGCAGCCAGCCGUGCAGACCGCGGCCGGCGGCCGGGGCGCCGCGCCAUGGGCCGAGCGGGGGCCGGGGACUCAGGCCGCGGGCCGCCGCCGGCGCUGCUGCUUCUGGGGGCCGCGCUGGUGCUCGCCGCGGGAGCUGCGCCGGCGCCCGGGGCGGGCGAGGCCGUGAGGAGCGUCGCGGCGCGGGAGCCGCGGGCCAACAGCACUCGGACGGAGGCCGGCCGGGCCGCGGGGGAGGCCGAGGCCUCGAGGGCCUCGCAGGGCGGCGAGCAGCGCGCGGUGGUGGGUCCCGCGGCGCGGCCGGACGCCGACGGCCCGGGCACGGGCGCAGGAGCCGCGGAGGCGGGCAGCGGCGACCCCCAGGCCCUCGCGGCCACGCGCCCGGCGCCCGUCGAGGCCCCUGGGCCGUCCGCGGUGCCGCCCGCCGCCUCGGCGCCCCCGGAGCCCCGCCCCGCGCCCGAGGUCCUGGCCCUCGACUACCUCGAAGGACUGGAUGGCGGGGGCCUCCCGGGGCCGCCGGAGGCCGCGGAGCCCCUCCCCGACGCGGGGGCCGAGGCGCCGUCGUGGAGCCUGCUGGACCUGUACGACGACUUCACCCCCUUCGACGAGUCCGACUUCUACCCCACCACGUCCUUCUACGACGACCUGGAGGAGGAGGGCGGCGACGCGGGCCGGCACGUGGCGGGGGGCGGGGGCCCCGACGGGCACGGCGACCCUGGGGAGCCCGCCGGCCGGUGGCGCCCCGUCCCUCCGCAGCGCCCCGCAGAGCCAGCCGCCGGCGAGAACGGCACCGAGUGCCGCAGCGGCUUCGUGCGCCACAACGGCUCCUGCCGCUCGCUGUGCGACCUCUUCCCGAGCUACUGCCACAACGGCGGCCAGUGCUACCUGGUGGAGCACGUCGGGGCCUUCUGCAGGUGCAACACCCAGGACUACAUCUGGCACAAGGGGAUGCGCUGCGAGUCCAUCAUCACCGACUUCCAGGUGAUGUGCGUGGCCGUGGGCUCAGCCGCCCUCGUACUGCUGCUGCUUUUCAUGAUGACCGUGUUCUUCGCCAAGAAGCUCUAUCUGCUCAGGACGGAGAAUACCAAGCUGCGCAGGGCCAACAAAUUCCGGACCCCGUCGGAGCCCCACAACGAUGACUUCUCCCUCUCCACCAUUGCCGAGGGCUCUCACCCAAACGACGAUCCUAGUGCUCUCCACAAAGUCCAGGAAACUCUCAAGUCCUGCCUGAAAGAGGAAGAGUCUUAUAACAUCCAGAACUCCGUGCCACCCAAGCUCGAGGGUGGCAAAGGCGACCAGGCUGACUUGGAGGUGAACUGUCUUCAGAAUGACUUCACCUGAAGCAGAGCAAGAGGAGAGGACAUGGGGGUGGGGGGCGGGGAAGGAACGUGGUCUCCCCUGUACAGAGUCCUUCUUCUGACGUCAUGGCAUGCUCUGAUGUGUUUUGUACUGGAGGGUAAAACAGAAUAAGCAAAGGGCCCGAGCAGAACUGCAUCCGUCGGAUUGCUUCGUCUGUGCAUCUGUGCACUGCUUCUGCUGCUGUGAUUUCUAAACCUAUGCUGUUACUCAACUGACCUUUUUUUUUUGUAUUUGACCCACCUUUUUUUGAAAUACCAGUAAACAAAGUUCUUGAAAUAAAACUUUUUAAAAAGCUC
Molecule: messenger RNA, 1719 nt
Organism: Manis javanica (Malayan pangolin)
Lineage: Eukaryota; Metazoa; Chordata; Mammalia; Pholidota; Manidae
Gene: CSPG5
Product: chondroitin sulfate proteoglycan 5
Biological process (GO): cell projection morphogenesis
Cellular component (GO): synapse
Source: RefSeq, a predicted model, not a curated record